ACCACGCUGGGAGAUGAAGAUUCUGAAGAGACUCUUGAAGAGGAUACAGCGACUGGAGAGAAUGAAUGUGGAUGUGAACUCACUUCCACCGAGUCGUUCAUUUGGGUUGCUUGAGGGGAAUGACUUGGCCGUGCAGAUGUACCGACGGGGUAUGGGAUUUUGGAGGCUCGGCAAUCUGUGGAAGAAGAUGAAGCCUCACAAGGCCACGGGCGAAUUUCUGCGCAUUGGAGGCGGAAAUUUGAUGAUUAAAGCUAGAUUGAUGAAUUUAAAUUCUAAAGAGCACAACUGGAAUCCGAUGCCGAAUCUUGAGAGUCUGUCUGUAGUACUCCGCCGCGACACGAUGCGGAUCCGCUCUAAAGAUGACGCGAAGAUAGCAAGGAAUUUUAAAGUGAGAUGCGGUUGGACUGGUCGCAUCGAUGUCGAGAGACCAAUGACUGAGAAAAUGGCUGAAAUUUUAGCAGUAUUUGAACUGUAAUAAACCAAAAGAAGAAGAUGUACAAAGGAGGAAGAAGGAAGAAUAAAAAGAUGACGUUUGGUCCGAUUGGUAGAUUCUGCCUGAUUAGAAGUUACUGUAAUGUUCACUCUUUGUGGAUUUUGUAGAUUGAGGAAAUGGCCAAAUUUUAGCUACAUUUGAACUUUGAUAAAACAAAAGAAGACGUACAGAGGAGAAAGAAGGAAGAAUAAAAGAGGAAGAUAGAUGAGGUUUGGUCCGUUUGGUAGAUUCUGCUUAAAAUGAUGUUUAGUAGUUACUGUAAAUGUUCAUUCACUAUUUGAACUUUUGAUAAACCAAAACAAGAUGUACAGAGGAGGAAGGAGGAAGAAGGAAGAAUAAACGAGAAGGAUGAUGUUUGGUCCGUUUGAUAGAUUCUGCUUAAA
This is a messenger RNA of Vitis riparia (riverbank grape), 876 nucleotides long. RefSeq lists its product as uncharacterized. Lineage: Eukaryota; Viridiplantae; Streptophyta; Magnoliopsida; Vitales; Vitaceae. The transcript has 2 exons. Bases 14 to 475 code for a protein of 153 amino acids. The record is from RefSeq and is a predicted model, not a curated record.